Messenger RNA from Mizuhopecten yessoensis (Yesso scallop), 13103 nucleotides. RefSeq names its product trichohyalin-like. The record is from RefSeq and is a predicted model, not a curated record. The transcript has 27 exons. Bases 281 to 8077 code for a protein of 2598 amino acids. Gene Ontology annotation, biological process: centriole replication. NCBI's taxonomy places the organism in Eukaryota, Metazoa, Mollusca, Bivalvia, Pectinida, Pectinidae. Gene Ontology annotation, cellular component: centrosome.
CGUAACAGGUGUUUUUCUCUGUGGCACGUAGUGUCUGUGUGAUUGACAGUAGACCUGGAUUAUCUCCCAGACAGUGUUUGUGUCACACGCUUAAAUAAUCAUCGAUUAAUGAGUUAUCCAGCAGUUGGAAUUACGCUGGUCAGACAGACCCGCCGACUUGUCAAACGGUUUUCCCAUUCAUCCGAUAUUUAGUAUGGAAGUAGGAAAGUGAAUUAGAUAGUAACCUGAAUCGUGGAUUGGGCUACACAGCGCAGCAGUAUGAUGGCGGCCCCAUGACACUAUGAGCACAAACCUGAGUCUGAUGAAUCCUGGAACCUCCCUAAACUUUGACGGACAGGUGCUGCAGAACGCACAGGAGGAGGAGUACCGACAGGAGGAGGAGCAGCAACACAAUGAGCUGAAGCAGUUACUGACGAAUGCGUUUGAUGACUUGAUUGACGAUGAUGAGUUCUCCAUCACGUCAGAUGAAGGUGGUCCAUCAACAAAUGCCAGCCUCCACCUCGGCACCAAGACGGAGAGUCCCGGAGAUAGAGCCGAGUCUGAGACAGGUCAGUUCCUCGAUUCGCGGAACCAGUGGACUCCCAUGGCCUACCAGGGAAUGCCUGCCUCUGCCCCUGUCAUCCCUCCACAGUCCCUCGCGACCAUAUACGAGGCUUCAUCUGUGAGGAGCUCUCAGGACAACCCCCUUAGGAGCUCUCAAGAGAUAUCCACUCGUGUUUCGCAGGACCUGUUGCGGAGCUCACAAGAGGACUUCUCUGUUAGAAACUCUCGAGACCAGCCACUGCGGAGCUCGCAGGAGUACAGGGAACAUCCCCUGCGGAGCUCGCAGGAGUACAGGGACCAGCCUUUGAGGAGCUCGCAGGAGUACAGGGAUCAAUCUCUGCGGAGCUCACAGGAGUACCAACAAGGGUAUCAAGAUUAUCACCAGGCAGGUGGCGGGGCUAUCAAUUCUGGUGAAGAGUUUCAAAGUGAUGGUUACCAUAGUAACAACAGUGAACAGGAAAGUGCUACACCUAGUUAUAACAUAAAUCCUCAGGCUUUUGAUUGGAUAAAUCAGGCAACACAGGACAGUCAUGUGACCCAUCAGCAGUCAUUGGGAUUGCAAGGUGGAUAUGGGGGAUACCAGGGUGGGGUAAUGGAUGACCACGUCUCGACACGGUAUCCUGACCUCCCAGUUAGGCAGGAGACAGAAGGGGGCAACAAUAAAGGUCCUUCCAGUGACCCUCAGACAUACCACCCCCACCAAACCCAGGGCAUCUAUAGUGACACCUAUCCUGAGGACCAGCCAUUGGGAGGCAACUUUCAGCCAUAUACAGGUUUACCUCAAUCCCAAGGCUACCAGUCUACCGAAGUCCCACCUCAUUCUCAAGGGUUUCAGUCAGCAGGGGUCACACAGGACUAUUAUGCCCCUUCAGCUGUUAGUGAUGACAGAAACUACGAUACCCACAGUGCUGACCCCUACAUGACCCAUGAUGAGGGUCAAAGUCACGAUUCAUAUGGGUCAUAUGACCAGGGUCAAGGUCGUGGGAAGUUGCCCCAGUUACAGCUUGAUUCCAAAGAAUACCAAGAGGACUAUCAUGUACAGUAUAAGAGAAGGCAGGGUGUGGCAGGGGAGCGGAGCGAGGAGGAGGACCGGAUUCCUAGACGCGAGAAACCUAAAGCCCUCGAGGAAAAGACUGAGGAGACGGGAGGCUUGGACCCAAGGCAGUACUCACAAUUACAGGUCCUGUACAAGGCCCGUGGACGUAAGCUGGAGGAAAUCACCAAUGAGUACGAGAUUCUCAAACAGGAGACAAGCCGAGAGAUACGUAUACUCAAACAUCAGGUGUCUGUGGCCAAAGGUGAGCAAGAGGCUGCCACUACUAGUCUGAAGCAGGUCCAGGAUCUACUGAAGGAGAGCAAGGGAGAUAAUGCCCAACUUCUGGGGCGGAAUAAGGCUGUAGAGACAGAAGUUGAUGUCCUGAAGAAAAGCAAGGAUGAGGUGCUGAAGAAGCUCCAUGUGGCCGAGUCUAACAUUGAGAGUCUGAACCAGCAGCUACUCGACCUGGGGAACAGCGAGAGUCUGGCCCGCGCACGCCACGACCACGAAGUGGUCAUAGCUGGUAUACAGCGCAAACACCAACAGGAGGUCAAGGUUGCAAACGAGAAAAUACAGGAGCUCCACACACGUAUCUCGGAUCUGAGCGGUGAGAACAAGACUCUGCGUCAGAAGUUGGAGGAAAGCUACCAGUCGGCUGAAAAGGCCCAGAUUUCGCGCGCAGAGACCAUCAACCGUCUGACUCGCAGUCUAGAGGACUCUCAGAAACAGUGUCAGGCUCUGCUCGAGUCAACGUCCUCACAUGAACUCAGUCAGAUAAAGAUACAGCUUCAACAGACGAUUGCCUCCAGGAAAAUUGCUGAUGACAUGUGUCAUACCUACCAGGAGGAGGUCCAGGACCUGAAGGAACAGCUGUCCAUGUUUGAGUCAGCAUCAGCACUGGGUGUAUUGACCACUGGUCAAGCUUCGUCUGACCUCAGGCAUCCUACUCAUGACGAUUCCCUACUCGACCUAGGCAUAAAGAAAACACUUGACUUUGACACUCCAGAAUCCAAACCAAGUACUGGCCUGAAGAGUAGUCGUUUUGAUGGCUCCGCCUCUGAUGACAUGGUGACGGGUCUGAAGGCGGAGCUGGAGCGCUGUCUCCUUAGCAACAAACAGAAACGACAGCAGGUAGCUCAAAUUCAGGAGGAGCUACGUGCAGCAAAAAAAGAUAUUGGGGAGUUGACACGAAGAUGUGAACGUGCCGAACUCUCCUCUGCGGACUACAAGAAACGCCUGGAUGAGUGGGAGGAGCUAACUAGAUCAGGUGACAGGAAGAGUGCUGUGGAGGGACGACUCAAAAAGGAUAUAGACAACCUGUGUCGGGAGAAGGAGAUACUACUGGAGGAUAUAGAGGACCUGAAGAAGAGGCUGGAGGAGGUUGGUAGCAGUGAGGAGAAGCUGACAGACAUGAACGGGGAACUUAACAAGCAGAUCUCUCAGAUGGUACAGGACUUUGACAACGACAAACGUGAGGCGCUCGACAGGUGUCAAAGGACAUUGGAAUCGGUACAUGAGGUCGCCAAGUCACAGCUUCGACAGGAAAUGGAGAAGAAAUAUGAGGAGGACAAUGCCAGCCUGGUCAAUAAAUAUGAGGAGGACUGUACAAAUCUCAGGAAUGACCUUAACUCGACCUUACGGGAGCUGGACGAGGUGAAGCAGAUGUAUGUGCGUGUGUGUACAGAGAAGGACAACAUACAACAGGAAGUGCGUGCCGAGACCGAGGCUGACACUGUGCGCAAACUAGAACAGAUAAAGGCCGACCUAGAGCAUGAGAAGAAAGAGGAGAUGGAGCGAGUGAAGGAGGAGGGGACGGAGCGGGAGGCUGGUAUAAAGGAACAACUGAAGAAGGAACUAGAGGAGGAAAGCCGCCGGACUGUCGACACCAAGGUUGCCCUAGCUAAGGUGGCCUGGUUUGAGGAGCAGAGAAGUGCGAAGCAGACGGCAGUAGAGAAGGCAGUGAAACUGACAGAGACGGAGUGGAAGAUAAAGUUAGAGAACUCAGUACAGUCGGAGGUCGACUCUCGCCUACAACAAGCCAAGGAAGAGUGGACAGCUCAGCGCCGUUUGUCAUUUGAGAGUGAACUUAAAAAGCAGCUGCAAUCAGAACGGGAGGCCAUCGAGUCAAAGCUUGCUACUGAGUACACACAGCGCCUCGAAACAGAACGGACAAAGUGGAUUGAAGACAAUCAAUCUGAGAUGAGGCGGUCACUAGAGAGGGAGAAGUCGCGGGCCAAGACAAAGACAGAACUGGAUGUGGAAACGGCUGUGAAAAAGGAAUCUGACAAAUGGAAGAAGAAAAUGGAAGAUGAGGUUAAAAAGAAAGUUGAUGAGGAGUCAAAGAGGAAAGUUGAGGAAGAAAUGGAGAAGAAAGUUGAGGAACUGAAGAAGAAGAUGGAUAAGGAAUUAGAAGAGAAGGUUGGAAUGGAGGUCAUAUUGAAGUUAGAGGAGGUCAAGGUUGGACUGGAAGAAGAAGUCAGAGCCAGACUAGAGGAAGAGGUCAAGGCCAGGUUAGAGGAAGAGGUCAAGGUUAGGCUGGAUGAUGCUAGGAAAGACUGGGAGAAAAAUAAUGAGUUGGAGACACAGAAAAAAAUACACAAUGAGAAAGAGAAAUGGAACCGGAGAAAAAGUAACGAGAUUCAGGAACGACUGGAGGAGGAGAGGCUGUUUCUACAAGGAGAACAAGAGAAAAACGAGCGGGAGCGACUUGAGAAGGAGCGAGCCAAGUGGGAGAGCACACAUCAGGAACAAGUUGUCAAGGAGAAAGCCACAUUGAUCAGGGAACAGGAGCAGAAGAACAUGAUGAUACUGGAGCAGGCCAAACAGGCCUGGGAGGAGUCGCACGAGCUUAGUGUGGAGAAAAUACGCGAGUCAAUGGAGGAGCAAACACAGGAGCGCAUUUCUGCUGAGGUAUCCCUGGCGAUAGACGAGGCGCGGACAGACUGGAGUCGGGAGAGGGACCUUGAGGUAUCGGCCAAUCUCUCCUCCUCAGAACUCUCCAGUAAUGUACUCAAAGAGGAGAUUGAGGUGCUGAAGUCCCAGAGUGAUCGUCUACAGCAGGAUCUGAAACAGAGGGAGGAGACCUGGCAAACGGAGCGAGCCGAUCUCGCUCGCCUAAAGGAUACGGAUCGUAAACAGGCGAUGGAAGAUAUACAAGAUCAGUGUGAAAGAGACUACAAAAAGUUUACUGCGGAACACCACGACACUCUGACACAGGCGCUGCGAGCUGCACGGGAACAACACACGCGGGAAAAGACGGAUCUUGAGAGACGAUACGCAGAGGAGAUCGAGUCCCUGAAGCAGAAGGAAUCCCGUUUACAGGAGAAACUACAGCAUCUAGGACUAGAGGAGCCCACGUACCACAGACCGACUGAGAAAGAGCGUGAAAUGUUUGAAAAAGAGAAGUGGCGGCUGGAACAGGAAGUGCAGGAGAGAGAUGCAUUGUUGGAGCAAGCUGACUUUCACCUUUCACAGGAAGUGGAGAAACUGCGUGGAGAGCUUGAGUCUGCGUACCAGCGGAGGCUUGAGGCAGAGACGGCCAGCCUGCAACAGAAGUUUGAUCUGGAGUGUAAUCGCCCAGAUCAACGGGAGAAAGUGAUAGAUAAAACCGCUGUGUUGGAAACUGAAAUCAAAAAGCUGAAAGAUGAAAAUAACAAAAUCUGUAAGGAAAAGCAAAAUCUUGUUUUGGAACUUGAAACUUUAAAAAUUGAAAAUCAAAAGAUUUUAGUAGAGUUGCUUGCCCUUAGAACUGACAAGGAGGUUGGUAUUGAAGAAAACAACAAAGUAAAGACUGAGGUUCAGAAGGUGAAGGCACAAAUGUUCGAGGAGACCAAGCGGUAUGUGAAGGAAGUUCAGGAUUUAAAUUCAAAGAUGGCUGAACAGUCUAAAGUACUGCGUGAGUUUCAGGCUCAAAGGGAGGAACUGUCGUCUGCCAAGGUGGUGUGUCAGACACUGGUCAAUAAAAACGAGUCCCUCCUGGCUGAGAAACAGUCGUUAAUGGAAGAGAGAGAGAAAAUACUCAAUGAGAUGGACAGUAUAAAGAGUGAGAAUGAAGACCUAAGCAAGCUCAAGUUUGAGAUCGAGAAGCUUCACAUAGAGGCGGAAGUGUUCACAAAGCUGCGCGCGGAGGUAGAACGACUGGAGACAGAGAACGAACAGAUCAGUCAUCUUCGGGCAAAUGUGGAUCGACUUGAGGCUGAAAAUGCCGGCAUGAAUAAGCUCAGGGCAAAGGUGGCCAGGCUGGAGGCUGAGACUAACACAAUGAGUCAGCUGAAGGUUGAGGUCGCACGACUUCAGGCGGAGAACACUAACAUCACUGCCCUGAGGGCUGAGAUGGAACGACUUCAGACCGAGGUCGAGGAGGUCAACAAACUAAGGUUCGAGGUACAGAAGUUAGAGAAGGAGAAGGAAGGCCUGGCUAGUCUAGAGACCGAGAUUGAACGCCUGACAUCUGAGGUUGAGAACGUUAGUAAGCUUAGGUCAGAGAUAGAGAGGUUACAGGUCGAGAUGAAAAAGCACCAGGACAAGAUCACCAAGGUCGAGGAUGAGAAGAGUCGUCUGGUGGAGAACAUCCGAGGCAUGGAAUCUGCAUAUCGUCGCGACAUGGUCAGUCAGAAACAGCGUCAGGAGGACACCAACAACAGACUGAGGCAAGCAGAAAAACACCUGACUGACGCCAAACAGCACUACAGGUCUCAGAUUGACAAGCUGAAGAAAUCGCUGGAGAUGGAGAACAGCAUGGCUAUGGAGACCAUGAAGAACAAGAUGGUGGACAUGCAGAAAGCCCACCUCGUGGCGCUCGACGCAAUGAAGAAACAGUUCCGGUCGCAGGUGGAGGGCAUGAGGUUAAAGGUCAACGAGGAACAACCUCAGAAAGACAUCAACUCCAUAGAAGUACAGACUGACUCUGAGGACGAUGAGCAAGGUGUGAUGGAACUUAGGGAGCAGUACCUAGAUACAGUCAACAAGAUAAAAGAUGAUGUUAUGCGACACAUCACAGAGACCAAUAUGCGAGCAGCGGAGACGGUCCGGUGUGAGAUGGCUCAAGAACGCAACACUACGCUCUCCGAACUCAAGCGGAUCUACAUGGAGAAUGUUCGCAAAAUACUACAAAACGAAAUCAUGGGAGCCAACAUUGAAGCCAAGCUUGCUGAUAUUGAGCAGGCUUUGGAUGUCAUCUCUUUUGAUAAACCACUGUCAAGGUCAACGAGUCCACGGUCAUCAAGGUCAUCUACACCGACCCCAACAAGAGAAGUUGAGGGGUCACACAUACAUGAAUCCCAGGGGUCGAGGGUCAAUAAUGGUGUAUACAGUGGAUCAGUCAGUAACGUUGACCAGACACGGACUCCCAGGGGUGUACAGACUGACCGUUUCGGUGUACAGACUGACCGUUUCGGUGUACAGACUGACCGUUUCGGUGUACAGACUGACCGUCGCUCACAUAAUGGGUACAGCUCAGUGAAUACACCAGUCAAUACCCACACUGAUGAAUCAUACGGUACCCAGCGUGGGAUUAUUCGCAACAACCGAGCACCCGCCGAUCAAACCCACAGUGGGCACACAUCAGAACAUCCUCACAAUAGCCGUUCUUCACAACGCCCUCAAAGUGCACGGACUGUAGACCGCCAUAACAAUGGGUCAAUGCUUCCCCCUAAAGAUAGAAUUCCUGCUCCACGGGGCCAGACUAAGGAAGUAACAUUGAGUCGUGCCCUGGAGGAGCGUCACAGUCGUACUAGGAGUUUACCGGGCUCGCGUAUCAAUGGUAAACACAAGCUAGUCAGCUUCCGUACUGUAUCUCCCAUCUCCUCCAGUGACAACUCCGACCCAGAGUCAUUCAUCACCACGCGCCGACGCCAGACUGACCAUAGUGAUCAUCAUAACAAAUUGCCAAGCAGAUUUCUAUCUCCGUCCAACGAACACCGAUCAUCUUCAUCCAACUCUUCCUUUGUGGCUGUUGACCCACGUCCCCAGAAUACACAACAUCACGGCAAUGUGUCCCUGUAUAAGACCGUGUCGGAGCCAGAACUCGGGACAGACCAGCCGCGUACUGACUACCGCUUCAGUAAUUACAAGUACACUUCCCUCAGGGAUGGCCUAGCGAAAUACCGUUCACCUUCUCCCAUCAAGGACAGCACAAGUGCCUCACAUGAUGACCUUCGGGCAAUCACUGACCCUGAGCUGGAAGUGUUGGAACGCAAGGCCUAUAGCAUUGAUGUUGGUCUAAACACAUUAGGGUUGGACCGCACGUCACCUCGUAAGUUCAAUCCCUCCCCAGAACGCCUCAACACCAGUAAUCACGAUGCUGGCGAGUCUCCCGUGGGCACACCAAGAAGAGGUCAAAAGGUUACGGAGAAAAGGUCGCAAAGUUCGGGUCCAAGAAGUCGUGAGGUCACCAAAUCUGCACCCUGGGAUAUUGAAAAACGUUACAAUAGUUACCGAUACCAACAGCCUGUGAAACAUUUGGUAGAGAAAUACCAGGGUUUGAGUAUAAAAGACUAGAGUAUUGUCAGACAGGAAUCACUAGAUGAUUAAUCAGUUUGGUAGAGAAGUACCAGGGUUUGUGUAUCAAAGACUAGAGUAUUGUCAGACAGGAAUCACUAGAUGAUUGAUCAGUUUGGUAGAGAAGUGCCAGGGUUUAGGUAUCAAAGACUAGAGUAUUUUCAGACAGGAAUCACUAGAUGAUUGAUCAGUUUGGUAGAGAAGUGCCAGGGUUUGAGUAUCAAAGACUAGAGUAUUGUCAGACAGGAAUCACUAGAUGAUUGAUCAGUUUGCUGUUUAAAUACCUUUGUUGGGUAGUCAGUACCUAAAUAUAUGUCUUCCGUUACCAGUCAUCUCUGUUAACAUUAUAAGUUGUUUUAAGACUGUUGAUGUUCAGUAAAACAAAUGAAGAUAUUCCUUUAGAUUAGUUGUGAAUAAGUGAUCAUUGAAUUCAAAGAUUUAGACUCAUUUUUAAGAAGGUUUGGUCCCAGAUUUGUAAUUGUACCAGUAAGAAGGGAAGUAAGAUCUAAGUAGUCGUAUCGUAACUAGACGAGUAGGUAAGUGCUGGUUCUAGUUAAUUAGCCACAGUAUAUGUAGGAUUAACCGUAGGACAAUUGUAGACUGUAGACUUUAUAUAUACGCGGUAUUAGUGGCAGUAGGUCCAUGAUAUAUGUAAGGAUGUGUUGAGGCAGAAAUGUGUAAGUCUGACAAAUGAUUUAACAGAUUGCUCUGUUACCAGUGUAAAUAUUUAGAGGAAACGUCUGUGAUAUAUACAUAGUUAUUUUUCGGUUUUCAAAUGUUUGUAUGGAGACUUUAAGUUUAAUACAUCAAGUCAAAUUAUAAAGUUGAUUAUUUUUCUGAAGGUGAAUGUGACAUAGGAGCAUAUUCAGUGUGUUUUUGUAGUAGUGAAUUGUUUGAGUCCCAGAAAAUACUUAUUCAAUUUUCUUUUCAAUUUUUUUCUUUAAAUAUUGGAGUUUGAUGUGCCUGUAAUAAGCACAAUAUAUAUCAAUAUGAAGCUUUCCAAUAUCCAAGGUACAUAACUCUCACACUACUAGUAAAAAGGAAUGACAUAACUCUCACACUACUAGUAAAAAGGAAGGUACAUAACUCUCACACUACUAGUAAAAAGGAAGGUACAUAACUCUCACACUACUAGUAAAAAGGAACAUAUUUGGUUUUCAUGGAAUGUUAUUCUGUCUUCAAUAUUAAUAUUAUGAGUAUUUUUGUUAGGUCUAUAUAGCUAUAUCUAUAGAACAUGAUACCAGGCUUCAGUAGAGGUUAUCUAGCUGGUCCUAUACUAUGUGUUAUAGACGGCCAGUCAGCUGAUCAAUCUGCCAAUGUGUGAUGGCAUUCUCUUGUUUCCAUUGUCAGGCCACACUUAUUAGUAUAGAGAUUCCUCACUUAACUUCUAACAUGAAGAUAUUCUUUGCAUUUAAAUUGAAGAAUUAUAAAAAAAAAUAGAAUUAUAUUUCCUGUUACAUAUAUUCUUGCCAACUUUUUUCACUUCCAUAGGGGAGAUUCUGCAUGCUCAAUAACCCCCCCUAGAGACAAAAUGGCCCUAUAAAUGACAUAUUUUGAGUUCUUUCAGAUGAAAUCAUACGAUCUUAAAAUAUAGGAACAGUUCCUACAUGUUUAUGUUGAGUGCUAGCCUGAUCACUAUUGUUGGCAUGGUACAUGUAAGUUACAACACUGUCAUGUAAUGUAAGGAAAUGUUUCUCUGUCUUCUGGUAGCCAUGUUAGGCUAGAUCAAAUGGAUUACUUACUUCUUAGCUCUUUUCUAGAACUAAAUCUUAAUUAAGGCGAUGAUUUCACUAUGAUUAAUAGCAUUCUGCUUCAUUUUUGUGUUGAAGAAAUUUUUUCAUUGCUUGCAAGCUCCAUUUUUCAAGAACAAUUCUUCAUUUUGAUGUGUUUUUGUCUAUAAUUCAUUGGCAACAGGACGGGUUUGCAGUCUUGCCAUACAAAUCAAACAAGAAAACAAUGAAUUAGCGUAGUACAAUGUUGUAUUUUAAAUUCUGUGUGAAUAUCAUGUUAAACGGUGCAGUAUUGGUGUAUAUGCAUAUUACUGGUGCAGAACAUGUAAACAUCUAAUCAAACAUAUCAACAUGUCACAUUCUAUUGCCCCCUCCCCCUGCCUGUAACAUAAGGACCAAAUCUAGACUUAUAGCACUGUGGGCGGACAACCAAGGACCUGGUGAUUGUUAGUACCUUGAUUGUCUACCUUAUUAUUAACCUUGUAAUGCCCAGAUGUUCAUUUGUUUUACAAAGCUUUUCACUGAUAACAUCAUAGCAGUUUGUGUACCAAAACUUGAAAUUCUUCUUUAUGAAUACUUAAAAUUCUCUUUACAGACACUUUUGAAAAACCAUUGAAAACUGUCUUUUUACAUCAAUGUCCUCAGAUGUUUCCAGCCUUGGUAACUAGGUCACACUCCUACCCACUCCUACACACAUAUAAAGGGAGACCACCUCUACUUACCCUGUACACACCGACACACAUAUAAAGGGAGACCACCUCUACUUACCCUGUACACACUGACACACAUAUAAAGGGAGACAACCCCUACUUACCCUGCACACACCGACACACAUAUAAAGGGAGACCCCCUCUACUUAUCCUGAACACACCGACACACAUAUAAAGGGAGACCACCCCUGCUUACCCUGUACACACCGACACACAUAUAAAGGGAGACCACCUCUACUUCCCCUGUACACCCCGACACACUUAUAAAGGGAGACCACCCCUACUUACCCUGUACACACUGACACACAUAUAAAGGGAGACAACCCCUACUUACCCUACCCACACAGACACACAUAUAAAGGGAGACCACCUCUACUUACCCUGUACACACUGACACACAUAUAAAGGGAGACAACCCCUACUUACCCUGCACACACCGACACACAUACAGAGGGAGACAACCCCCUACUUACCCUGCACACACCGACACACAUACAAAGGGAGACCACCCCCUACUUACCCUGCACACACCGACACACAUAUAAAGGGAGACCACCCCUACUUACCCUGUACACACCGACACACAUAUAAAGGGAGACCACCCCUACUUACCCUGCACACACUGACACACAUAUAAAGGGAGACCACCCCUACUUACCCUGUACACACCGACACACAUAUAAAGGGAGACCACCCCUACUUACCCUGCACACACCGACACACAUAUAAAGGGAGACCACCCCUACUUACGCUGCACACACUAACACACAUAUAAAGGGAGACCACCCCUACUUACCCUGUACACACCGACACACAUACAAAGGGAGACCACCCCUACUUACCCUGCACACACUAACACACAUAUAAAGGGAGACCACCCCUACUUACCCUGUACACACCGAUACACAUACAAAGGGAGACAACCCCUACUUACCCUGUACACACCGACACACAUAUAAAGGGAGACCACCCCUACUUACCCUGUACACACCGACACACAUACAAAGGGAGACCACCCCUACUUACCCUACCCACACAGACACACAAAGGGAGACAACCCCUACUUACCCUGCACACACCAACACGCACAUUGAUAUAAAGACCUCUAACUGUAGUUGAGUAAAAUCCGUCCUUUAUAUCUUUAUGACCUCAGGUGUUAUAGUAACUGUAAACAUGUAUAUUUUUGUGGUACUUUUAUUUUACCACAUUUCACGCUUUGAUUAUUGCACUAAAUUAUGAUGUGUCAAUCAAAGAUCUUGAAUAUAUUAUUCAUUAUUGCAUAUUGUUGGUUGUGCUUAUUCAUCAAUAGGCCAACCUGUUAAAAUUUGAUAAUGUGCUAAAAUAUUUGAGUGCGCUAAAAUAAGUACAUUUAGAGUAUAACAAAAAUGUUUCCGUCCAUUUUACACAGUGAUUAUAUAGUGUGUAUUUGUCCGUUGUAUAGUGUCCAAUGUUUAAUUUCUAACACUGUAAUUAUUUGUCAGCUUCAUGAAAUACUCCUAUACAGAAAAUCGUACUGCUCGUCAAUAUAGGCGUGUCUGCUGUGUAAGUUACUCGUCAAUAGAGGCGUGUCUGCUGUGUAAGUUAAUUACACAAUUCUAGCUGUACUACAUUGCUGUCAUGUGAUACAAAGUAAAACAGUGCUACACUGCCACUAUUUGUCACAAUUUCAUCAACAACAUUUUAGUGAAGGAGUCUAAUGAAAUAAUCCUUUAAAACAAUAAAGGAGAAAGUAUGGGCAGCUUAACCAUGUUUUACUUGUAGACUUGAGAGAAUAGAUUUAUUUAUGAAGUACUUUUAUAAACAUCUGCAUGAUGCAGUUAAAUUAUCUUAAUUAGCAAUCUCCAGUUCCACAAAUCUUUUGCUGAAAUGUAUUUCAAUUAUUUAUGUAGUCAAACCUUGGCAUUUUUGAGUUGGUGUUUCCUAAAUAUGUGGCAUUUCGUUUUGUUAGUAGUCAUGAGUUGUCUCCCUUAGAGUUAAUUUAUUAGUAUAGAUCCUCACAAAAAGUAGACGGUGUGGUGUGAUAGAACACCACUCCUAACGGGUCAAGGUCAACACACCAGGCCUAGGCUUGAUGAGCAGGAUAUUUCACCCUGACUGCUCCAGUCAGCCCAGCUGUAGUCUGCUGGAGAGUUCUCCGUUGAUGAACAGUUGUGUCAGGGAACUCAUUUCGAAGGGGAGGUAAAUACACAAGUCACAAGUACCUCCCUGGUAAUUUCGACUUUACUCCAAUCCUGGCUAAAUGGUUAGAUAAUUUGAUCUCAGCCACUGAUUAGUUACUUGGGAUGGUAAAACCUAAAUCAAACUCAAUUAAACAUGGUUAUCCCAGUGAGUCUAAACAGUGACUUUGUGAGAUUAAUAGAAUCUCUUUGGGGGUGAGAUAGGGGAAUCUCAACUUGAGGGAGGAGAUUAAGUUGCCAAACACAAGGCUGUGCCGAGUGUUUGGCAUCUUAGGAAUCUUUCCCUGAGGAUUGUCUUGAGAUUCCCCUCUCUCACCCUCAAGGGGAUGAUCAUGAAGAUUCUUUUUCUCUUACUCUGUUGAUGUGACGUCAUUGUAUUGUUGAUGUGACAUCAUACCAUUGUUAUGAA